Oppiella nova is the source of this 855-nucleotide messenger RNA. The record is from the annotation of a GenBank genome assembly. Lineage: Eukaryota; Metazoa; Arthropoda; Arachnida; Sarcoptiformes; Oppiidae.
AUAUAUUUUCAAAACAGGUGGUUAUAUCGGAUCCGGCCAUCAGUUAUUCACAGCCCAUUCAAAGCAUACAAUGGAAGUAACCUAACCUCCAAUUGGGACCAAAUUGAACCGACACCUAAUCAGUUGCGAUGGAAUCCAUUCAAACUACCCGAAGAUAAUAAUAAAGUGGAUUUUGUGGACGGUUUGAACACCUUAUGCGGUGCCGGAGAUCCGAGGGCUCGCAACGGAAUCGCUGUUCAUAUUUAUGCCAUCAAUAGUCCGAUGAAAGACAAGUGUUUCUACAAUUCUGACGGAGAUUUCCUUAUUGUCCCGCAAACGGGAAAACUGUUUAUAACCACAGAAUUCGGAAGAAUGGAAGUCUCGCCCAACGAGAUCUGUGUUAUUCAACAGGGAAUCAAGUUCUCGGUGGACGUCAACCAGCAAUCCCGGGGUUAUGUCCUCGAAGUGUACGACAAUCACUUUGUUUUGCCUAAUUUAGGGCCCAUUGGAGCCAACGGUUUAGCAAAUCCAAGAGAUUUCUUAACACCGACCGCUUAUUAUGAGGACAGACUCUGCGACUAUAAAGUUGUCAAUAAGUUUAUGGGAAAGUUAUUUGUGGCACAACAACAGCACAGCCCGUACGAUGUGGUCUCUUGGCAUGGAAAUUAUGCACCAUAUAAAUAUGACCUCGCUAACUUUAUGGUCAUUAAUUCUGUCUCAUUCGAUCACGCUGAUCCAUCAAUCUUUACAGUACUCACGUGUCCAUCGGUUAAGCCGGGGGUUGCGAUCGCAGACUUUGUAAUAUUCCCGCCCCGUUGGGGAGUGUCUGACCACACACACACACACACACACACACACACUCAAUCGCUCGCUUAA